AUGGGGCACCUCCGCCCACCCCCUCCCCUAGGUAUGCCACCACAUUUAGGCCCCAGAGGACCCCCACUAGGUAUGCCACCCAUACCUGUAAUGGGACCUCUACCGCCACCACCAGGCCCAAUGGUCAGCAGCUGUACAAACUCCACGGAUCCAGAGUCGAUGGACUCUCGGUUGUUUGUUGGAAACCUCAACACUGUGGUCCUGUCUAAAGAAGACGUUGAAGGCAUUUUUAUCCGCUAUGGUUACAUUUUAGGCAUUUCUAUGCAUAAGGGCUAUGCCUUUGUGCAGUUCAGCCACCCUGAUGAAGCCAGAAGGGCAGGGGUCAGUGAGGAUGGACAGAUGUAUGCUGGACAAGCAAUUG
Molecule: messenger RNA, 361 nt
Organism: Candidula unifasciata
Lineage: Eukaryota; Metazoa; Mollusca; Gastropoda; Stylommatophora; Geomitridae
Source: the annotation of a GenBank genome assembly